Serendipita indica DSM 11827 is the source of this 1167-nucleotide messenger RNA. The record is from the annotation of a GenBank genome assembly. NCBI's taxonomy places the organism in Eukaryota, Fungi, Basidiomycota, Agaricomycetes, Sebacinales, Serendipitaceae.
AUGGCUGGCAUCCCUGGCUUUGUGCCUUCCAAUAUCACCCUAAAUCCCUAUUCACAGGCCUAUGUCGACGGUGCAAAUGUUCAGAUUGCACCAUGGGUCAUGGGCACUUUCGCCGACUUGUUCCUUCAAGGAAUCUUGGCGGCGCAAACGGCAAACUACUUUAGCUACCGCGACGCUGACGGUAGUCACCGCCGUUUUGCAUGGCUCGUCAUCGUCCUCACCAUUCUAUGUCUCCUCAAGAGUGCCCAAAACAUUACCAUUGUCUGGGACACGGUCAUUGCCGCGUUUGCCAAUCCCGACGUGUCCAUGAUGCUCGUCGCGACUAAUUGGUGGCACUAUACAACCAGCUUGUCGACCGCUCUCAUCGCUACAUUUGUCCAGUGCUUCUUCGUCUACCGAUACUGGAUGCUCACCAAGCGGUGGUAUGUCUGCGCUGUCAUGGUCGUCGGCAUGGUCAUUUCGCUCAUCGCCGCCAUCCUCGUCAUUCAUUACCUCCGACUCAUCCAGCACGCUACGAUCAAAAAGUGGUCGCUCGUGCACUUUGUUGCUGCCAUUACCGUCGACACGCUCAUCACGGCUGGUACGGCGUUGCACUUGUACAAGAAGAAGACGAGUAUCCAGAGCACGUCGGAGAUGAUUGACCGUCUGGUUCGCAUGACAUGGCAAACCGCGCUUCCACCCACCCUCUGUGUCAUCGUCAACGCAGUCGUACUCGAAACCCGACCACUGGAACUCACGCACAUUGCGUUUAACAUGGUCUUGCCAAAGUUGUACGCCGUCUCCCUUCUCUACACGCUCAACAUCCGCAACGAGAUGCGCACCGAGCGCAUGACGUCCCACGAGCGUUCCACGGGUACCCACCCUGGUCCGACCCACGUCGGCGGCAAGCGUUCGUUUAUCCCGAAUGACCUUGCGUAUCGAAGUGCGGGUAACGUCGAGCGUGGAGUGAGCUUUGUCGCUGGUCGUGGACGUGGGAUGAGCGGUGGGAAUACGAUGGGCGGUCGAAGGGUGGAUGGUAUCCAUGUCGAGACGCACAUCUCGACGCAUGGAGGUAGUUCGGGCAACAAUGUCGAAAUGGAUACGUUUGAUGGCAAGCCGGCGAUUAACAACGUGUCCGACUUUGACAAAGAGGUCUGGGAAGGCGAUAAGCGGUAUAUGGCACAAUAG